CGCGCUUCGAUUGCAUUAACCUGUUUGUUACAGUUUUAUUCCAGAGAAGAUAAUAAGUAUAAUUAAUUAAUUAAUAAGGAAUGGGCAGCGGCGAUGACGAGACGCCUAAUAUUCAGUUUAAAAAAAAGAAGAAAUCUUUGAGGAAACGCGAAGCGCUCUUGGAUGAUGAUGACAGCGAGGACGAAAAAGUGUCUCUCAGAGAGAAAGUUGAGGAGAUGAAGAUUAUUCAAAAGCUUCGUGAAAGACCAGCUGGCGUCGAUGUCGUUGGUUUAGCUCUCGGAGAGAAUGUUGCAUCUGAUGUCAUAACGUCUGAUCCCUUUAACAUGAAAACUGGAGGAAUGGUAAAUAUGACUGCAUUGAAGAAUACAAAACAUAAGCCAAAUGAUGCAUACGAAACCGGCAUUGGGACCCAGUUUAAUGCAGAGACUAAUAAACGUGAUGAGGAUGAAGAGAUGGUCAAAUAUAUAGAAGAAGAAUUGUCAAAACGCAAAAGUAAAAAUAAUGAUGCAGCAAAUAGCGCCAAUAAUGAAAAAGGAUCGUAUUGCUCGCCUGAAGAAGCGGCAUUGCGAGCAGUACCAGAACAUUUGAGGCAAAGUUCGGCUAAUCGUAGUGAAGAAAUGCUUUCAAAUCAAAUGCUCUCCGGGAUUCCAGAAGUAGAUCUCGGCAUAGAAGCUAAAAUUCGUAACAUUGAAGCUACCGAGGAGGCAAAGUUGAAAUUGCUUUGGGAAAGACACAGAAAGAAAGAUGGUCCUUCGCAGUUUGUUCCCACUAAUAUGGCUGUAAAUUUCGUGCAACAUAAUAGAUUCAAUAUAGAAGACUCAGAUUUCCAGAAAUCGCAGCAGGAGUCUGGCGAUAAGAAAAAGUUCAUGGCCAAAGAAGAUAUUCGAGGAAAGCGAAAAGAAAAUGGGGAGAAGGCGACAGACGAUUACCAUUACGAGAGAUUUAAAAAGCAAUUUAGACGAUUUUAAGUUAGGAUGUAAUUAAUUUAUUAUGUUAUUAUACUUCUUGGAUAUAUAUCUAAGCACAUUGCUGGUUUAUAUUAUUCUUUUUUAAUCCUCAAAAAAAUCAAGAGGAAUAUUACAAUCUUAUAAAGUGCCCCUGUUUUUAUUCGUAAACGUCAUCCAUGUUCAUCG
Molecule: messenger RNA, 1133 nt
Organism: Pogonomyrmex barbatus (red harvester ant)
Lineage: Eukaryota; Metazoa; Arthropoda; Insecta; Hymenoptera; Formicidae
Product: splicing factor C9orf78
Biological process (GO): mRNA splicing, via spliceosome
Cellular component (GO): spliceosomal complex
Source: RefSeq, a predicted model, not a curated record